UUGUUGCGUUUUGUGAAUCUAGUGUUUGUGGUGCUCCGUUGCACAAGCCUUCUUUAUUUUAAGGUGUACCAACUAUUUGUUCGGCUAUCGUUUCUGUCCAUCCCGUGCAAAAAUGACCAGCUCAAGUGCUAAAGUUACCAUGAUGCGGCUCAUCAACGAGACCGGAAAAAGGAUGAAAAAUCUUAGUUCUUACGACUUCUACCAAGCCUGGCAGAAAUACGAUACCGACAAUAGCGGGUACAUCGAAGACCAGGAAGUUGAGAAAUUUUUGAAAGAAUUUCUCGUGAAUUUGGCGGGGAUGUCCAGUAAAGAGGCGCUGAGCCCUGCUGGCUUAAAAGAACUUUCGGCGGCAUUUUUGGCAGAACACGACAAAAACAAGGAUGGCAAAAUUAGUAUUGAAGAGUUAUCCAGCAUUUUGCCAACCGAUCAAAAGUUUCUUUUGGUUUUCCGUUUUGACAACCCGUUGGACUCCAGCGAAGACUUUAUGGUGGCAUGGAAAAAAUAUGAUGCCGACAAAAGUGGAUACAUAGAGGCUGGAGAAUUGGAGGGAUUUCUUAAAGAUGUCUUAAAAAAUCCAUCCCUGGACAAGAACACCAUCAACGAAUACACCAAACAACUCCUGGAAAUCUUUGAUUCUAACAAAGAUGGCAAACUCAGCCUCGGGGAAGCCGCACAGCUACUGCCAGUGAAACAGAAUUUUAUUCAUGCUGCGGCGCAAAAGACUAACCUCGGACAGCUUUCCCAACAGCAAAUCGCUACCAUUUUCAAGCAAUACGAUCGGGACAACUCAGGUUUCAUCCAAGCGUCGGAAAUAGACGGCCUUUCUGCCGACAUUGUACGAAUGGCCAAGAAGGACUACACUCAGGAUGAUAUCAAUACCCUUAGGGAUACCAUUAUCAAAGGAUGCGAUAUGGAUGGAGAUGGUAAAAUAAACGAAAAAGAGCUUGCAAUGAUUAUCGGAGCCGUUGCUAAAUCAACGUAAGCGCGGCGUUGACCGUUAUGGUAAAAGAGCUGUGCACUGUUUUUAAUGCACAACUUACAGUGAGACCUUUAGCGCUUUAACCCUGAUUAUCUUGUUAAUGAUGUAUCCCAGCAUAAGUAGUUUAAUAAAUGAAUAUAGAUUGCGGCGGACGACCGCAUUAUGUUGUUAAUUCUAAAGCUCUUCUGGUUUUUUUAAUGCAUGCUGGUUUUUUUGUGGAAUGUGGGUAGAUUGUGGAUGUUGACAAUGAAGCGCAGAAUCAUGA
This is a messenger RNA of Paramacrobiotus metropolitanus, 1244 nucleotides long. Its product is annotated as calbindin-32-like. The record is from RefSeq and is a predicted model, not a curated record. Bases 113 to 982 code for a protein of 289 amino acids. NCBI's taxonomy places the organism in Eukaryota, Metazoa, Tardigrada, Eutardigrada, Parachela, Macrobiotidae. The transcript is spliced from 10 exons. Gene Ontology annotation, cellular component: nucleus; synapse; dendrite. Gene Ontology annotation, biological process: regulation of long-term synaptic potentiation; regulation of presynaptic cytosolic calcium ion concentration. Gene Ontology annotation, molecular function: calcium ion binding.